UAGCACGUUUAAAAUCUUAUCUUAUUUUUUUAGGGUUGAACUACUAAAGGGUAAAAAACACAUCUCUGCACGUAUCCGUCAUUUCCAGCAAGGAAUUAUCUUGGAGGUCUCAACAAAAGAAGCUGCAAUUGCAAACAAACUGUACAGGUAG
Molecule: messenger RNA, 151 nt
Organism: Soboliphyme baturini
Lineage: Eukaryota; Metazoa; Nematoda; Enoplea; Dioctophymatida; Soboliphymatidae
Source: the annotation of a GenBank genome assembly